Molecule: messenger RNA, 534 nt
Organism: Lotus japonicus
Lineage: Eukaryota; Viridiplantae; Streptophyta; Magnoliopsida; Fabales; Fabaceae
Product: NAC domain-containing protein 83-like
Exons: 3
Coding region: 1-534 (177 amino acids)
Biological process (GO): regulation of DNA-templated transcription
Molecular function (GO): DNA binding
Source: RefSeq, a predicted model, not a curated record
AUGGAGGACCUCAUGACUUAUGUUGAUGAAGAUGGGACUGUUAGGUUGUUACCCGGAUAUAAGUUUAAUCCUACUGAUGAGAUUCUUGUGGAUUUCUACCUGAAGAUGAGGGUCUUUGCUCAACCUCUUCCUUUUCAAAUCAUUCCAGAUUUUGAUGUGUUUCAAAUUGAGCCUUGGAGUUUGCCAGGAGGAGAUGGAAAGAUUUUCAAUGAGCGCAAGUGCUUCUUCUACAAUACCAUGAGUCGUGAUCUUAAAAACAGUGAUAUGAGAGUUGCAGGGAGUGGCCAGUGGAGAGUUAUGGAAAAAGAUAAAUAUAUUCCUAUCCUCCGAAAUGAUCAGGUGAUUGGGAAGAGGAAUACCCUGAAUUUUUGGAAAGUGGAAGGAGCCUAUGCUAGGAGGACCGAAUGGAUGAUGCAUGAGUUCUGUCUUGCGUUAAUUGCUAACCCAUCUAAGAUGGCAAGAUGGCAAACUGGGCUGUUUACCGCAUCUUUAAGAAUAAGGAUGAAAAGAAAUGGCGUGAUGAGGGAAAUUUAG